Molecule: messenger RNA, 483 nt
Organism: Rodentolepis nana
Lineage: Eukaryota; Metazoa; Platyhelminthes; Cestoda; Cyclophyllidea; Hymenolepididae
Source: the annotation of a GenBank genome assembly
AUGCUUGGGUCGUGCUUUAAGGGUGUUGCCACAUUAAAGGUGACUUGAUUCUUCUAUUUGUUUAAACUCUACAGUUUGGGACAUGAAAUUCUUUAUGAGAAUGGACUGAGGACAAUGUACGGUGACCGAGCGUACCAUGAGUUGCCAAUUGUUCAUAUUACUACAACCCGGAAUAAUACCACAGUUUCUAUCACAGAUUGCAACGGUCGCAGCCUCUGCACGACAAGUUGUGGGUGUGAAGGUUUUAAGAACGCUCGGAAACAAACAACUGUAGCUGCCCAAACGGUCGGAAUUUCCAUUGGCUUAAAGGCCCAGAAACUCGGAAUUAAAGACGUGAGAGUUAAGAUGAGAGGCGUUGGAGCUAAUCGAUUGUCUACCGUAUCAGGAAUGACUCUUUCAGGACUGAAUAUUAUCUCCUUGACCGACGACACUCCAAUUCACUAUGGCAUGGGACGUCGACCCAAGAAAGUACCCAGGAAAUAA